Messenger RNA from Ahaetulla prasina, 1548 nucleotides. Its product is annotated as E3 SUMO-protein ligase KIAA1586-like. The transcript has a single exon. The record is from RefSeq and is a predicted model, not a curated record. Bases 174 to 1292 code for a protein of 372 amino acids. Gene Ontology annotation, molecular function: SUMO ligase activity. NCBI's taxonomy places the organism in Eukaryota, Metazoa, Chordata, Lepidosauria, Squamata, Colubridae. Gene Ontology annotation, biological process: protein sumoylation.
UAUUGAAAACAAUCUGAAAAUAUGUUUAAUUAUUGAUGAAGCCUCAACGAUAUCUUGUACACCAGUUGUUAUACUUUUCUUAAAAGUUGAGGAUUCAGUUACCUCACCAACAAUUUUCGUUGAGCUAAUUGGAAUUAGAAAAACAAGAUGCAGUGACAAUAUUUUCUUCAGUUAUGGACAGUUUAAAAAAUGUUGGAUUUACCAAGAACUAUCUACAAAAACAUUUAAUAGCAUUUUGCUCCAAUGGUGCCAGUGUUAUGCUUGGGAGAAAAUCUGGAGUUAGCACUAGAAUAGCCAAAGAGUUCCCAAACAUAAUAAUAUGGCACUGCUUAAAUCAUCAUCUUCAACUUGUUUUAGAUGACUCCAUAAAGGAAAUAAAGCAAGUAAAUCCUUUUAAAAUAUUUAUUGAUAAAAUAUAUACUAUUUUUCAUCAAUCCAAUAAGAACCAAAUUGAACUUACCAAAAUAUCUGAACAACUUGGAAUUGAAAUAAUAAAGUUUGGUAGAGUUUUGGGACCAAGAUGGGCUGCCUGUAGUUUAAGGUCAACCCUAGCUGUGUGGCGUGCUUAUCCAGCGCUACAUCAGUAUUUUCAUACAAAUGAAAAAUACUCGGGUAUGGCUGCCCGUCUUGAAAAUAUAUUUUUUAUGAAUGUUUUGGCAUUGAUGAUUGACAUUCUAAAUGAAAUCGCUCUUCUAUCAACGGCAUUGCAAGCAAGAAAUAUAGACAUAAUAAAAGCUGAAAAACUUGUAAUAAGAUCUGUUAAAGCAUUUGAAAUGCUUAGAAAGGAAAAGGGUGUAUAUGAAAAAAAAGUUGAUGUAUUACUUACUUCAGACACUUUCAGAAGUAUAAAAUUUGUAGAAAAUCGCCGAUUUCUUGGACUUCCUCGGGAAAGACUUUUGGAAAUCAUUAUAAUAAAUUUGAAUAAAAGACUAAUGGAUUGUGAACAUUUAAAAACAGGUAGCCAAUUUCAAGACAAGAACAAACUACAAUUUCUCAAUUUUUUGGAGCCAGAUUACUGGAAUAUUGGCGAAGUAAUAGUUCCAUGGAAAGCAGCUGAAGAACAAUUGCUUGAAUUUAGUGACAUUUUUAAUUAUGAAAUUAAUAUUAACGAUUAUCGGGAUUUUGUAGAAAAUGUUUUAAAAGAUUCCAAGAACUAUGCCAUUCCUGGCAGUAUUCAAAAAGCUAAAAAUAUUGUCAGAACAAUUGCUGUAAGUUCAGCAGAAGCAGAAAGGGGUUUUUCAAAAAUGAACGUCAUAUGUUCCAAGACGAGAAAUCGCCCGAUUCCAAUAUAGCAAACAUAAUGACUGUUAGUUUAAUUGGCCUACCUCUAAAGGACUGGGACCCUAUUCCUAUAGUAAAAUGGUUACGAGUAAAUCACUCAGCUGAUGAUGCUCGAAUAAAACUGAAAAAAAGUGAAAGUGAGGAAGACGCCAAUCAAGCAGCAAUUUGGAGAUACCUAACAUAGGUUUUAUUUUUUGUAAAAUGCUUGAAUAGUUUUGUAUAAACUUUUUAUUCAUAUUGUAAAGUUCUUGUGUAGUUUUGUAUAGU